GGUAAACAAACAAAGCUUCGAGGCUCGGCCAGGCACUGAUGUUUUCGAUAUGAAGCAAGAACCAUAAAAGAAAAUUAUGAGAGGCCCAAUUCUCUUCCACCAUAGAACUGGACUCACAUAUUGGUUGAAACAUGAGUAGAAAAGAACGAGAUUGAGAUGUGAGAAGAAAGUCAAAUCUAUCUCUCGCAGAGGCUCUCCAGUUUACCUCACCAAUGGAGAGUGAUGUGGAGGAGGAUUCCAGAUACCUUGCAGACAGUGGGAGGAAGUCUUCUUCCCACAGCCAUCAGAACAGUCGCAGCCAUGACGGCCACAUAUCCAACAGGUCGCAAAAAUCCCUCUCCCACACCUCAGCGUGGGAGAAGGACCAUGCCAAUCCAGACGAAGACUGGACACUCUCACAGUCCAGCUUGAAGUCGAGUAGUAGGAAAUCGGACAGCAGAAAAAGAAGCAAUCAAACCCCGGGGAAAAGCCGAUACGGGAGAGCGCAGCAGAGGCAGGCCAUGGAAGGAGAAUUGGAAAAAUAUGCAGACAAUGGACAGAGUAAUGGAGAUCAAUUAAGUGUCCAGGAGGAAGCAGAGGAAAGCACUAAUGACACGUCGAUGGAUGAGACCAGCUUCAGCACCUCCACCUACACAGACAAGGAAAAUGGGAGCUCCUCAGAGCUUUCAAUCGACCCUGUUGUUUGGAAGAAAUUCAAGUUCCUCACUUCCAUCCUCAAGGAAACACAGCACAACCUCAAAGCGAUGGAUGAACUCGUCCUUGAGCAUCAGCACUUGCAGGAAUUGACAGACCGUGGUGCAGUCCGGAGCACAACACAUGCGCCUACUAAUUACAUUCCAGGCACAGAACAGGAGCUUGGUGACGGGGAACCUAAAACAGAUGAGGCAAAGCUUGAGGAGAUCCUGAGUCUGCUUCACAACCUUACGCGCACACUGUCAUCGUAUGAACAGCAUCCUCUGCUGGUGAGUGCGUGGGAUUUUAGAUGCAUGGAUUCUUGA
Penaeus indicus is the source of this 998-nucleotide messenger RNA. RefSeq lists its product as uncharacterized. NCBI's taxonomy places the organism in Eukaryota, Metazoa, Arthropoda, Malacostraca, Decapoda, Penaeidae. The transcript is spliced from 5 exons. The record is from RefSeq and is a predicted model, not a curated record. The coding region runs from base 213 to 998 and encodes 261 amino acids.